Messenger RNA from Coffea eugenioides, 2714 nucleotides. RefSeq names its product alpha-N-acetylglucosaminidase-like. Bases 92 to 2539 code for a protein of 815 amino acids. The transcript has 19 exons. The record is from RefSeq and is a predicted model, not a curated record. NCBI's taxonomy places the organism in Eukaryota, Viridiplantae, Streptophyta, Magnoliopsida, Gentianales, Rubiaceae.
AUGUCUGACAAUGAUAUGAUCUCACCGCUCCUAUUAAAAUUUCUCCAUUUCUUCUUCUUUCCAAACACACUUGGAAACCCAAUCAAAAUCCAUGUCUACUCUCCCGUCAAACCCUCUCUGGAUUUUUUUCACAGUGCUGUGCACCUUCUUGGUGGCUGCAAAGUCAUCAACUGUUGGCGUGAGCUAUAUUUCACGCUUUCUUGAGAUUCAGGACAAAGAAAGAGCUCCUUCUUCUGUUCAACUCACUGCUGCUUAUGGUGUCCUCAAUCGCCUCUUUCCUUUUCAUUCUUCCAGCUUUGAGUUCAAGAUCAUCCCCAAGGAGCAUUGCGGUGGGGAGCUUUGCUUCAAAAUAAGCAAUCACCCUUCUUUUAGCUACAAUGGCUAUCCUGAAAUUUUGAUAAGUGGAACCACGGGUGUGGAGCUUGCAGCUGGUCUGCAUUGGUACUUAAAAUAUUGGUGUGGAGCACACAUAUCAUGGAUGAAAACAGGUGGAGCACAGCUAGCUUCUGUUCCAAAAGCUGGCUCACUGCCGCAAGUUCAACAUGCUGGUGUAGAAAUCAGGAGACCUGUUCCUUGGAGUUAUUACCAGAAUGCUGUUACAUCAAGCUAUACAUUUGCAUGGUGGGACUGGGAAAGAUGGGAGAAGGAGAUUGAUUGGAUGGCUCUUCAAGGUAUCAAUUUGCCCUUAGCAUUCACAGGACAAGAAGCUAUCUGGCAAAAGGUCUUCCAGAAAUUCAAUAUUAGCACUUCGAGUUUGGAUGAUUUCUUUGGGGGUCCAGCAUUUCUUGCAUGGUCAAGGAUGGCAAAUUUACAUGGAUGGGGAGGGCCUCUUCCUCAGAGUUGGUUGGAUCAACAACUCCUAAUGCAAAAGAAAAUUCUUGCUAGAAUGUACCAACUUGGAAUGACUCCAGUGCUUCCUGCCUUUUCUGGAAAUGUCCCUGCUGCACUAAAACGUGUUUUUCCAUCAGCAAAGAUAACACACCUGGGAAAUUGGUUUACUGUUCAUGGUGAUCCUAGAUGGUGCUGCACUUAUCUUCUUGAUGCAACUGAUCCCUUGUUCAUUGAAAUUGGAAAAGCAUUUGUUAAGCAACAAGUGAACGAAUAUGGAAGAAGUAGCCACAUUUACAACUGUGAUACCUUUGAUGAGAACACGCCACCCAUAGAUGACCCAGAAUAUAUCUCGUCCUUAGGUGCUGCAAUUUUCAGGGGAAUGCAAAGUGGUGACAGUGAUGCUGUUUGGCUAAUGCAGGGAUGGCUUUUCUCGUAUGACCCAUUCUGGAGGCCUCCUCAGAUGAAGGCACUCUUACAUUCUGUUCCUGUGGGUAAGAUGAUUGUCCUUGAUCUGUUUGCUGAAGCAAAACCAAUAUGGUCCUCUUCAGAGCAAUUCUAUGGUGUUCCUUACAUCUGGUGUAUGCUACACAAUUUUGCUGGCAAUAUUGAGAUGUAUGGUGUUCUGGAUGCAGUUGGGUCUGGACCUGUUGAAGCUCGUAGAAGUGAAAACUCAACCAUGGUUGGUGUUGGGAUGUCGAUGGAAGGCAUUGAACAAAAUCCUGUUGUCUAUGAUCUUAUGUCUGAAAUGGCAUUUCAGCAUGAGAUAGUCGAUGUUAAGAAAUGGGUUGAUCUUUAUGCUAAAAGACGGUAUGGUAGAUAUGUGCAAUCUCUGCAAGAUGCCUGGACCAUAUUGUAUGGUACACUUUACAAUUGCACGGAUGGCUCCCAAGAUAAGAAUAGAGAUGUAAUUGUGGCAUUCCCAGAUGUUGAUCCGUAUUCAAUCGCAAUACCUCAAGUAACAAUCAGUAGAAGAUAUCAAGAUAACAGGAUACAAUUUUUGUUGAGAACUGUCCGUGAAGAGUUAACUGAUUCCUUCAGCAAACCCCAUUUAUGGUAUUCAACUUCAGAAGUAAUAGAAGCACUGAAACUUUUCCUAUCAAGUGGAGAUGAAGUACCAGAAACUAGUACUUACAGAUACGACCUUAUUGACCUGACAAGACAAGCCCUGGCCAAGUAUGCAAAUCAGCUAUUCUUGAAGGUCAUAGAAUCAUAUCAGCUAGCUGAUCUCCCUGCAGUUGCUCACUUUAGUCAAGAGUUCCUUGGUCUUGUGGAAGAUAUGGACAUACUUUUAGGUUGUCAUGAUGGAUUUCUAUUGGGACCUUGGUUAGAGAGUGCAAAGCGACUUGCUCAGGAUGAAGAACAGGAAAGACAGUUUGAAUGGAAUGCAAGAACCCAAAUUACAAUGUGGUUUGACAACACACAAGAGGAGGCUAGUUUGCUUCGUGAUUAUGGAAAUAAGUACUGGAGUGGGCUUCUACGAGAUUAUUAUGGCCCUCGUGCAGCAAUUUACUUUAAGUUUCUGAUUGAGAGUUUAGAAAAGGGUGAUGGCUUUCGUUUGCAACACUGGAGGAGGGAGUGGAUCAAGCUUACCAACGACUGGCAAAGUAGUAGGAACAUUUUUCCUGUGAAAAGCACAGGAAACGCCCUUAAUGUAUCAAGGUGGCUUUACAAGAAGUAUUUAGAAGACCCUAGUUUUCAUGAUGUCUAGAAAUCUAGAUGCAACAUAUUGGAUAAAGUUGCAAAUCUGUUAACUUCGAAGUAUUGUACGGGAACCAUCUCUAUCACUAGUAUGCAGAUGAGAACUAAAAUCUCCCCAUUUGGUGAUGCCCAUUUUUCUCAUUAUGUUUCAUGUCAUUUUGUGUUGAGACAGUCAACUUGAAGCA